Pollicipes pollicipes is the source of this 870-nucleotide messenger RNA. RefSeq lists its product as uncharacterized. The record is from RefSeq and is a predicted model, not a curated record. Bases 133 to 870 code for a protein of 245 amino acids. The transcript is spliced from 6 exons. NCBI's taxonomy places the organism in Eukaryota, Metazoa, Arthropoda, Thecostraca, Pollicipedomorpha, Pollicipedidae.
CACGCCAACGUCUUUACCACAGGGAGCGAGACGAGCAUCACUGGAGUGAAGUUGGCAGCCGAGCCAUCGGACCUGUCCGUGACAGACGCGGACAUCACUGGCACCGACAGCUCUGCGGCGCCAAGAAGCGUCAUGUGCAGCUUUGACAACGGGGGAGGAUUCACGCUGCCUUCUGACGCGAAGAAGUCACCCUCGACACAGGCCCAUGCAGAGGGCCGCUACGUUACCAUCGACGAUUUGUCAACCGACCGGGCCGACGUUACUGAACCCACCCGCCGGAGCUUUCCUGUCGACGUGCGGGAGCCGGUGUCGCCGUUUGACCUCGAGUGCCCACUGGUGGUCGAGCCGGGCCAGCAGUUUGUCUGCACCGUGAGGGUGUACCGCGGCUCUGGCAUGAGCCUUACCCUGGAUGGAGGUGACAGCAGUCCACCCGAGACCUGUCGACUACCUGAUCCCUUGAUGUUCUCCAUCGGAACUCCGUCUCCUCUGGCGCUCAGCGCAGAGACUCAGCACUCAGACUUCACUUUCAGCAUUAUCUACGAGCCCGAACGGGAUCACCGCAGCAUGGCCGUCACAACAUACGGGCUGGAGACAUCGGUCAAUAAAGCCGACCCGCUAUGCUCGGACUGGGGCUCGUCCAGUGACCGGGCUGACCCUCUGCACACUGCCGGCCCCACGGGAAGCCGCGCCUUUCUGCGCGCCGACCUGGCCCAGGCGGUCCAGCUCACUGUCAACCACACCUAUGACGUCAUCGGGCGCUUCAGAUUCGCCGCGGAGAUCCGCCGCUCGGACCUGGACUCGGCCCAGCACCAGGAGCGCGUAGUGCACGUGCAGGUAGGCACCACGGACUGGAGGAAAGGCUGCAUCUGA